AUGGACGCCGCUCAGCUGAACGAUCAGAUGAAAAUCACCCAGGGCCUGGACAACAAAGGCGUCGACGUUGACAAUGUCGAGAACCAAGUCCCCGCGGACCCCAACGCCCCCCGGGUCAUGAGCCCGGAGCGUCGAGUGGCCGUUGAGAAGAGCUUGAAGCGCAAGAUCGACACACGCUGCUCGCUCUUCGUGCUCAUCUACAUCAUGAACUACCUCGACAGAAACAACAUCGCGGCCGCUCGUCUCCGCGGUCUGCAGACUGACCUCAACCUCGACGACACGCAAUACGCCACCUGCCUGAGCAUUCUGUACGUCGGCUACAUUCUCAUGCAGGUCCCCUCCAACAUGAUCAUCAACAAGAUCUCGCGCCCGUCCUGGUACAUCGCCGCCGCCAUGCUCGUCUGGGGCCUCAUCUCGACCCUGUCCGGCGUCACCACCAACUUCGGCGGCAUGGUCGCCACCCGUUUCUUCCUGGGUUUCGUCGAGGCCGCUUUCCUGCCCGGUGCCCUGCUCAUCCUGUCCAAGUGGUACACCCGCCGCGAGCUCAGCACGCGCAACGCCAUCCUGUUCUGCGGCAACCUCAUCUCCAACGCCUUUUCCGCCCUCAUCGGCGCCGGUGUCCUGUCCAACAUGCAGGGCGUUCUCGGCCACGCCGCGUGGCGCUGGCUCUUCUGGAUCGAAGGUGCCAUCACCAUGGCCGUCGCCAUCUCCGCCGCCUUCAUCCUCCCCGACUUGCCCACCAACUCCAAGGGCUUCACCGAGGAGGAGCUGUACGUGGCUCAGCUUCGCAUGACGGAGGAUGUCGGCGAGGCCGAUGUCGACUCGGAUGACAUGGGCCCUAUGGACGGUCUGUACAUGGCCGUGAAGGACGUCAAGAUCUACGUCAUGAUGAUCACCUUCACCGCCUACGUCGUCGGUCUGUCGUUCAACGCCUUCUUCCCCACUCUCACCGGUACCCUUGGCUUCAGCUAUGUUCCGACCCUGCUCAUGAGCUCGCCCCCUUGGGCUUUCUCCUGCAUCGUCUCUCUUAUCAACGCCUGGCACGCCGAUCGUCAACAGGAGAGGUUCUGGCACAUUGUUGGUCCCAUCUGCGUCGGUCUCGUUGGUUUCGUCAUCUCCAUGUCGACCCUGAACGUUGCCGCCCGCUACGUCGCCCUCUUCCUUCAGGCCAGCUCCUACGCCGGCUUUAUCGUCUUCUACUCCUGGAUCUCCUCCUCUUUCCCCCGCCCCCCCGCCAAGCGUGCCGUCGCCAUCGCCAUGAUCAACGCCUUCUCGCAGCUGGGCAACAUCGCCGGCUCCUACGUCUGGGGUCUCAAGGACAACGGUUUCCGCAAGAGUUACGGAAUCGUCACCGCCAUGUUCGGAGCCACCAUCGUCGGCUGCUACGUCUUCAAGGUCAUCCUCGACAACCUCAACAAGAAGCUUGAGGAGGGCGAGCGCGCUUGGGAGGUCCACGGUGACGUCGCCCACCAGACGGCCGACAUCACCCACGGCGACGAGAUCGAGGCUGCCCGCCAGAUGGGCAAGGGCUUCAGAUACCUGGUCUAA
Messenger RNA from Colletotrichum higginsianum IMI 349063, 1548 nucleotides. RefSeq names its product Major facilitator superfamily transporter. The coding region runs from base 1 to 1548 and encodes 515 amino acids. Gene Ontology annotation, cellular component: membrane. Gene Ontology annotation, biological process: transmembrane transport. Gene Ontology annotation, molecular function: transmembrane transporter activity. The transcript is spliced from 4 exons. The record is from RefSeq and is a predicted model, not a curated record. NCBI's taxonomy places the organism in Eukaryota, Fungi, Ascomycota, Sordariomycetes, Glomerellales, Glomerellaceae.